Eurytemora carolleeae is the source of this 3138-nucleotide messenger RNA. RefSeq lists its product as uncharacterized. The record is from RefSeq and is a predicted model, not a curated record. Bases 167 to 1519 code for a protein of 450 amino acids. The transcript is spliced from 3 exons. NCBI's taxonomy places the organism in Eukaryota, Metazoa, Arthropoda, Copepoda, Calanoida, Temoridae.
ACAAGAUUUAGGGUAUUACGCAGUUAUAUACGAUAUGCAAUAUAUGACGCUUCUUGCGGCAUCAUUGUUUGCGGGGUAAUAUUGGCAAUGCAAUCAUCAAACCUGGGUGUAUUAGUGAAUUAUGAGAGCUACAUAAAAUUUGCAUAAUUAGUUAAGAAGACUCAAGAUGUCCGGAAUGUUAUGGGAAGCAGACAAGCAGCCGAAUAUCUGCGAAGCAGCUUCAGGAUUCACCUUCUCUACCAUCAAUCUACUGAUCGCUAUCCCUAUGUUCCUCUUGGAUCUUGUGAUCACCACUCUCUCAUCCAUCCUCUCCCUUACCUACCUCGCCCUCAACCCCCUGCUGGAGUACAGUCUGGAGUUCCUGGGAGUUGUGUGUGAACUUCUGGGAAUAGAUUCAGUUCCCUCGAACUUGAGUAUAGUUAUGAGCCUGCUAGCCUGUGGUCUGGUGUAUAGAGUAUACCAGGAGGUUGGACCUAGUUCCGGGGGCUCCUGGCAGCAGGUUCUCAGUAAACUUAUCUACUAUUCAACCUGUGUUCUCUGGUUUAUGACGGUACUCCAGGUCACAAGGUUUGAAGCUGCAUCUUCUCCAGAGUUGAUUUAUAUUUAUUUCGCUGUAUCUGCUGCCUCUGAGAUGUUGAAUCUCUUCUUCAAGGAGUUAAAUAUGUUCAGGCAUGAUGUGAACAAGAGUGAGGUUCAGGUCUCGGGAGAGAAGUACGCCGACAUGAUCAAAUAUGAAAGCUUUUGGUUUCUACUUCUCUCUGCGUUUGGAGUUCCAACCUUAACCCAGGAGGAUUCUGCUUCUCAAUAUAUUUUCCUAGUUCCGGUUUUAGCUUUUGUUCUUAUGCUCCGGGAUGUUCAGAAAGCUGCUCCCCAACAACCUACUAUGAAUGGAGCUACUGUUAAAGAAACAGUUCUUGAUAAUGUGUCCGAACCAGUUGAACCGAUUGAAGUAGAGAAACCAGUAGAAGAACCUAAAGCUGAAACUAUUAUUGAAGAACCAGCAGCCAAAGAGUUUGAUACAGCAGCAGAGACUGAAACUGAACCUGAACCUGUCAUUCCAGUUGUUCCUAGUGCAGAACCCGAGGAACCUGCUGCUGAUGCCCCAGAUUCUAUGAAUGUAACUAAAGUUGAAGCAAAGGAUGAUCUUGUUGUUGCUAAACUGGUUUGUAUGCUGACCAGCCUGGUCGGAAACCUGGUGAACAAGGUUAAAGUUGUGUUCAACCCUGUCAUGAACCUGACAGUGAAGUGUGUUGGUAUUGUGAGUAAUCUACCCUGGUGUGCAUGCAUAACCACGACCAUUAACAAUGGCUCAUUCAUCCUCGCUGCCCUCGCCUGGUUCCAGAUGACAGGGAACCAGCUCUCUCUUCUCCUCCCUCUCCUCUCCCUCAUACUACCCGCCCUUAUAGAGCAGGUUGGAACCAGGAUACCAUCUCCUUACAGAGGAUUGGCAAAAGAAGUUGUUUUCGCUGGAACAGUUCUAACAGAGUACGCUCUCGUCACAGGGAGUUUAAUCCUCUAAUGUGGAAAAAUCUGUACAGGGAGUUUAAUCCUCUAACAUGGAAUAUUCUGUACAGGGAGUUUAAUCCUCUAACAUGGAAUAUUCUGUACAGGGAGCUUAAUCCUCUAACAUGGAAUAUUCUGUACAGGGAGUAUAAUCCUCUAAAUAUGGAAUAUUCUGUACAAAGAGUUUAAUCCUCUAACAUGGAAUAGUCUGUACAAGGAGUUUAAUCCUCUGAACAUGGAAUAUUCUGUACAGGGAGUAUAAUCCUCUAAAUAUGGAAUAUUCUGUACAUGGAGUUUAAUCCUCUAAAUAUGGAAUAUUCUGUACAGGGAGUUUAAUCCUCUAAAUAUGGAAUAUUCUGUACAGGGAGUUUAAUCUUCUAACAUGGAAUAUUCUGUACAGGGAGUUUAAUCCUCAAAAUAUGGAAUAUUCUGUACAAGGAGUUUAAUCCUCUGAACCUGAAAAACUUUAAACAAAGAGUUUAAUUUUGUUUUAAAAACUCUAAUGACAAGGAGAAAUUUUUGAGUCUGCUACAAUUCUCUAUUGCUCUAAAGUCUUAGACUGCAUCUGUAUCAAAGUACAAAAAUUAUCUAAUCAAAAUAUAUUUACCCAUUGAUUGACAUUAUGUAUAGUUGAAAAUAUCUUAGAAAAUCGCAAACUAACUUAAGUAAUGAAAUCUGAAAAUAAAAUUUAAUUUCAGAUCAAAUUCUCCGAAAGUAUUGCGAUAUUUUUCUAUGAUGUUCCAAUUAUGUAACGGCUUUAAAUGCCUUUUAUGCUAUCAGUACCUUCACCUAAUAAGAUGAAUCUACUUCUGUAGAAAACCAAAUACGUCUUUCUCUAAACAAUUAUCAGUUAUGACAAAGAAUAUUAAUUAUUUUCAAGAUUUAUUCAAAAUUUUUUUAGUUCAUAUAAUUUGUUCACAAACAUUGAUAAUGAAUAUUCUUCAUGAUUUUUUAAUUCUCCUGCCAAAAAGUAACAAAUAUUUUUAGAUCUCUUAUCUUCUAAUAAUCUCUGAAAGUACAAAGUAAAGUCUAACCAUUAAACCAAAGUAUGUUUUGAAACACUACAAAGUAUGCAACAAAAAGUACAAAUUUUUCAUCGUAUAUAAAAAAUGUAUUAAAAAUGCUCAGUUUCUUGUUUAUAGUUUUCAAAAAAGUUAAAUGUAGUCUAGUAUUUUGAGAUCUAUCACAUUUUUUUUUAAAUCAACUCAUAUCAAGAUGAGUUUAUUUCAAUCUUUGACUUUUUUUAUUAAUGAAAGUCCGCAGGAUUUAUGUUAUUCAUGAUAGUUGUUACUCCAUAAGUGUGUUUGUCAAGAUGAUUGAAAUUAGGUCAGAAUAGUUCAGUUUAGGUCAGAAUAGUCCAGGUUAGGUCAGAAUAGUUCAGUUUAGGUCAGAAUAGUUCAGGUUAGGUCAGAAUAGUUCAGGUUAGGUCAGAAUAGUUCAGGCUAGGUCACGAAAAAAAAGUUCAGGUUAGACCAUGUUAGAAGAGAAACGUGCUGACUGCUGAUCAAAUGGAAAAGAUAGGGAUAGAUAUUGUUGGUUUGCUAAAAAUUAAGCAUAGCAUAAAUUUCUGCGAUACAUCUUAAUUCUCAUUAAAUAUUGUAUGAAUUUUUUUAAAUAAACGAUUUUUAAAAAGCA